AAACAAAAGAGGAAGCGUGAUAUUUAAAGGGAAAGCUGAGCUGGAUCAGUAGGUUAAAAAUGUUGCUACAUAAUUUUGUAAACACAGUGAAAAGUAAAGGAAUUCGUUAACAAGCAGGUCGGUAUUAUUUAAGAAGAAGCGUUACGAGUUUGGUAUCUGAUGAAUGAAGUCAGGUAAAGAAACCUGUAUGAAGUAAACAAAGGGCUAAUGGCAAGUGUGGAUGUAUGAAAAGUGUGAAAGAAAAAAAUCUGCAUGCAGAAAUUUUUCAUCAGCUUCAUCUUACAAAGAUUCUACCGUGCUCCUUUAAGAGACCUGCACAGAAUCCACCUUACUUCAGGAUCUGCACGCACCUACCAUUUUUGCUUGUAUUCCCAAAUACUGCCUCAGCACUCCCAAACUGGUUUUUGCAAGCCCUGGAUCAGCUCUGAGUGGAGCGAAGCAUCUCGGACAUUCAGUGUCUCCGCCUGUUGCCUUACCCGUGUGAUUUGGCCCAAGAGUGCCAGUGUACCAGCAAGCAUGGCUGAGCAGAGGUACUGCGUGGAAUAUGCCAAGCGCGGAACUGCCGGCUGCAAGAAGUGCAAGGACAAAAUAAUGAAAGGGUUGGUCCGCAUUGGCAAGAUCGUGCCCAACCCCUUCAGUGAGUCCGCCGGGGAGAUGAAGGAAUGGUAUCAUGUGAAAUGCAUCUUCGAGAAGCUGGAACGCUCUCGGCCUACGACAAAGAAGAUCGAAGAUAUGACAGACCUGGAGGGCUGGGAGGAACUGCAGGACGAGGACAAAGAGCUCAUCAACAAGCACAUUGCAGAUUUGGCUAGCAAAACGAAUGCAAGCCCAAAGAAGAAAGUACAAGCCAAGCUGAACAACAGUGGACAGUUUGCAGCACCUCUGGCUGACCCUUCCAUCAAUGCCCCCAGGAAGUUUUCGGGUUUCACUGCGACUAAGGCGGGCACAUCAACCAGCCCUGGUCCCUCCCCGGCCAAAGCUAAUCAAGGCAGCAAGCUGUCAACCGAGCUGUCUGACCCCAGCCACAAGGACUGCCUUUUGCGUGAAUUCCGCAAGCUGUGCGCUAUGGUAGCGGAGAAGAACAGCUACAAUGUGAAAACUCAGAUCAUCAAGGACUUCCUAAGGAAAGGGACUAGUGGAGAUAAAUUCAGGGGAGACCUGUAUCUGACGGUGAAGUUGCUUCUCCCCGGUGUGAUCAAGAGUGUGUACAACUUAAAUGACAAGCAGAUUGUCAAGCUGUUCAGUCGUGUCUUCAACUGUAACCAGGAAGAGAUGGUGCAAGAUCUAGAAAAGGGCGACGUGUCGGAGACUGUGCGGAUCUUUUUUGAAGAGAGCAAGUCCUUCCCGCCUGCCCCUAAAAGUCUUCUGACUAUCCAAGAGGUGGAUGCCUCACUGACACGCCUAGCCCAGCUCACCAAAGAGGAUGAGCAGCAGAAGGAACUGGAAGACAUUGCUAAAAAAUGUACUGGGAACGACCUGAAAUGCAUCAUAAGACUCAUUAAGCAUGAUUUGAAAAUGAACUCUGGAGCCAAGCAUGUGCUGGAUGCCGUCGACCCCAACGCCUAUGAUGCCUUCAAAGCCUCCCGUAACCUUGGAGACGUCAUCGACCGAGUGCUGAAAAAUCAACAGGAGUCAUCCACUGGCUCGGGCCCCAGGAAGAUCCUGAGCGUGGAGGCCUCUCUCAUGACUCCCGUGCAGCCCAUGCUGGCAGAGGCGUGUAAAUCGAUCGAGCAUGCAAUGAAGAAGUGCCCUAAUGGCAUGUACUCCGAGAUCAAAUACGACGGGGAGAGAGUUCAGGUCCACAAAAAUGGAGACCACUUCAGUUACUUUAGCCGCAGUCUCAAACCUGUCCUGCCACACAAGGUGGCCCAUUUUAAAGAAUUCAUCCCCCAGGCUUUUCCUGGGGGCCAUAGUAUGAUUUUGGAUGCUGAGGUGCUUCUGAUUGACACCAACACCAGUAAACCCUUGCCUUUUGGAACCCUGGGUGUGCACAAGAAAGCAGCCUUCCAGGAUGCCAAAGUGUGCUUAUUUGUGUUCGAUUGCAUUUAUUUCAAUGGCAUAAGCCUAAUGGACAAACCACUUUGUGAAAGAAGGAAGUUCCUCCACGAUAACAUGGUAGAAGUUCCCAACAGAAUACUGUUCUCUGAAAUGAAACACGUCACUAAAGCAGCAGAUCUAGCUGAGAUGAUCACACGGGUCAUCAGAGAGGGUCUUGAGGGGUUGGUGUUGAAGGACAUAAAGGGUCUCUAUGAGCCUGGAAAGAGACAUUGGCUGAAAGUAAAGAAGGACUAUCUGAAUGAAGGUGCCAUGGCUGAUACUGCAGACCUUGUGGUUUUGGGCGCUUUCUAUGGAAAAGGCUCAAAUGGAGGGAUCAUGUCCAGCUUCUUAAUGGGUUGUUAUGAUCCUGAGUCAAAGAAGUGGUGCACGGUGACCAAGUGCUCUGGAGGGUAUGAUGACGCAACCCUGGCCAGGCUGCAGAAAGAGCUGGAUGUCAUCAAGAUCAGCAAGGAUCCAAGCAAAAUCCCAAGCUGGCUGAAAAUAGUCAAGAACUAUCAUCCAGAUUUCCUUAUCCGGGAUCCUGAAAAAGCUCCGGUCUGGGAGAUCACAGGAGCCGAGUUCUCAAAGUCCGAGAUGCACACGGCUGACGGCAUCUCCAUCCGCUUCCCCCGCUGCACCCGCAUCCGGGACGACAAAGACUGGAAGAGCGCCACCAACCUUCCUCAGCUAAAAGAACUGUAUAGAAUUUCCAAGGAAAAUAGUGAUUUUGAGGUGACAGCAGGACCAUCAAAGGGUAAUGGCGACAAGGGCUCCUCAGGGGGAGACAGUGGUGAGAACUCUCCGUCACCCUCAUCCCACGAAGCUGCCACCUCCAGAAAGGCUGGGAACAGCAGUACACCUAAAGCAAAACAAGUGAAACCCGAAACGCCUCCUCCCGUGGCAGCGGCCAAGAGGAAAAUGCCUGAAGGGGAGCGUGUUGGGAAAAAGCUAAAAAAAACUGAAACCGUACACAGCAACGGACAAAGCCAGUCAGUGAAGACCACUCCUUUGCAAUUGUCAGGACCUACGAAAGAAAAGACCUUACUUGACAUCUUCACUGGAGUGAAGCUUUUCAUGCCCGAUUCAGUGGAGGACUAUGAGAAACUCCGGCGGUACUUUGUGGCCUACGACGGGGACCUGGUGCCGGAUUACGACGCCUCUUCAGCCACACACACCCUCGUGGAGCCCGAGGGAGACGGUGCAGCCCAGAAAGUCAGUGCUGGCUGGAUCUGGGAAUGCAUUCGGAAACGCAGGGUGGUGCCAUCCUGUUGAGCGCAUUUCUUUUGCAGCUAGAUCAGGGAAAUGCAUGCAGUUGAUUUUUAUCCCCCACCCCCCCUUUAAAUAAUUAUGCAAUUCACACGCCAAUCAGGUUGGUUUCACACUAAAUGGUCCAUGUGGGUUGUCUCACCCAGACAGGUAUAAACCAUAUUUGUGACAUUUUAGCUCUUGUGAGGCAUAAAACAGCCAUAGUUUCUUGCGUGACAUACAGCUGGAUCAUAUUUGUUUUUUAUUUUUUUCUUUGUUGCAUUUUUAAAAAAGUACAUCAGCACACUACCAAUUUCAUUUUCUUUAUAUGUAUGUAUUUACAUAUUUUUUUUUCCCCUAAGCCAAAUAGCUAAAGGAUGUACUUUUCUUUUGUAUUCAACCAUUUCCAUGGUGAACCAGCCCAUUUUAUGAUUUUUGUUUUUUUUAAUAUAUGUUCUAUUUUGCUGGUUAUACUGAGCAGAGAAAUAAUGUGAAGUGAGGUAAUAGCAGGGAUGGGUGUGGCUUGGUAGCUUUUUAUUCAAGUACUGAUGGAACAGCUUUUCAAAAAUGAACUGUUGAAAUAAGAGCUCCAGCUUUUUAAACGAAUGCAGGAAGUCCUCCCGGUGCUUUUUAUACAGCGCUCACUUUCACUUGGGACAUAAAAGAAACAAACAUAUUGACUUAAAGGUGAAACGAGUCAAUAAAGAAGUUUAGAAUUUAA
Messenger RNA from Brienomyrus brachyistius, 4003 nucleotides. It is a transcript of the gene lig3, whose product is annotated as ligase III, DNA, ATP-dependent. Gene Ontology annotation, cellular component: DNA ligase III-XRCC1 complex. Bases 253 to 3309 code for a protein of 1018 amino acids. The record is from RefSeq and is a predicted model, not a curated record. Gene Ontology annotation, biological process: DNA biosynthetic process; mitochondrial DNA repair; double-strand break repair via alternative nonhomologous end joining. The transcript has 21 exons. Gene Ontology annotation, molecular function: DNA binding; ATP binding; zinc ion binding. Lineage: Eukaryota; Metazoa; Chordata; Actinopteri; Osteoglossiformes; Mormyridae.